CUAGUGGUGGUCCGAGCCGCUGAUAAGGCUUUGCAGGCUAUCUGACUUCAGUCUAGAUGAAGGAUGAGCUUCUCAUACAUAGACGUUGUCCAUCCUGCUGAUGCUCCCUCGUCUCAUCGUAAACUCUUGUGCACCCUCUGGUGCUUGCUAGUCUCCCAAACUUCUUUGUGUAGCCUGCUUUGCAGAUUGUCUUCCUUGUCUGUGUGGUUGCUCAUUAUUCAGAGACAGACGGAUCUCAGGUCAUCUGCAGCUGCAGCAAAGGAGAAGCAGGAAAGAUGGCGAUCAUCCAUUAGACCGACCGGGCGCACGCAUGAAAUACGAGGACAACUUUUGGGAGGAUCGCUUGAGGAGAAGAUUGUACCAACACAGUGAACCAACUCUGUCAGCCUCGAGCUGCCUGUGGUGGAAAAAAUCCUGAAUUCUUUGGAGACGCCCGUUCCUUGGGCAGUGUGGUGCCACCAGACAAGGCCUUCAUUGAGCAGGAACAGGAGUGGUCUUGUAGAAGGGAUCCACACUGGCUCGGCCUACGAAGCAACAGAGCUGUCCAAGGACGAUUAAAUAUUUAAGAGCAUGGAAAGGAGGUCUCAGUGGUUUCCCUGAUUUUCCAGGGAGUGCUCCCUUUUUUCAGUAAUGGAGGUAUUGCAGUGCGACGGCUGUGACUUUCGUGCCGAGUCAUACGAUGACUUGAAGACCCACAUUCAGGAAGUGCACACUGUUUUCCUGCAGCCUGCAGAUGCAGAUGAGUCUGACUCUCUGAAAGACGAGGAUGAAGAUGAGGAGGAAGAGGAGGAAUAUGAGGACAAGGAUGACAAGGAUUAUACGCCUCCUAAAGCUGGAAUGAGCCCCAUCUCUACUGACAAUUCCAACCAAACACAACAAAAGCAGACAGCUGAAACCCACCAGCCGUUUUAUCAGUGCAAGUUCUGUGUUCGUUACUUCAGAUCGAAGUCAUUCUUAAAAAAUCACACCAAAAAAGUGCAUAAUGUUGUAGAGGAAGAUUCAGAUGCAAGAAUCUCCUCCCAGACAGCUAAGCAGUCCAGCUACACCAUUAUAAUGCACAAUGACCAUUCAAAGGUGUAUUCUUGUCAGUAUUGUGCAUACCAGUCUCCACGCAAAGCAAGGAUAAUGAAACACCAACUAAUGUAUCAUAGCAAGGUUCCCUCUGAGAGCACUGGAGAUCCAUCAGAAUAUGCAGAGACCAGAGAGGAAUUAGACUCAGCCAAUGUGCUCACAAAGGGAACAUUUGCCUGCGAAUGGUGUGACUAUCAGACUGACCAGAAGGACAGCUGGACUAAUCACGUGGUGAAGGAACACAGUGACAAGGUCAAGAUAGUUUCUUCUAUUGCGGAGCUGGAAGGGGAGUCAAGUGCAAGCUCACCCAAACCAGAUUCUCCCUCCGCUUCCCGAAGCCCGACUAGAUCAAAGAUGAGUUUAACUGACGUUUGUGAAAAGGAAGAGUCAGUAGGAAAAACAGCAGAAAACAUGUCAGAGAAGACAGUCCCAGAGAUCUCUACCUUUCAAUAUGCACAGAUUCGUGCAGUAACACCCAACAGCACAGGUUCCUCCAUUUUGUCCAAGAGGUUUGCUUCAGCUGACAUCUCCAACAGCGUCGUAGGGAUGGAUGCCAACGUAUUUAAUGAGGAGGACUCUCGUAGCAGCUUAGAGGAUGAUGAUGAGGAAGAGUUGGGCGACAUAGAUGAUCCUAGCUAUACUGGGACCCUGUCAGCAGAUGCAAAGCAGCUUUUAACUGACGAGGACAAUAAAUUACUGGAGACUAAAGGAAUACCAUUUAGAAAGUACAUGAACCGUUUUCAGUGCCCCUUCUGCUCCUUCCUCACCAUGCACAGGCGGAGCAUCUCCCGCCACAUUGAAAACAUUCACCUUUCUGGUAAAACCACAGUGUAUAAAUGUGAUGAAUGCCCGUUUAUUUGCACCAGCCCUCUUAAACUAGGCACGCACAAACAGAGCCACAUGUCCUCAGAUUUAGACACCAUGGACUUAACAACUGAUAGUCCAGAUCCUCACAAUGACAAUGCUACAGAGCCAGUUAACGGGGGUAAUGUAAGCUCCAAAGUCAAUGGAAAAAAGGUAACCAGCACACCGAACGACCAGCAGAACCCUCAUCGCUGCACGCUCUGCAGCUUCUCUACCACCACUCUGAAAGGUCUGAGGGUUCACCAGCAGCACAAGCAUUCCUACUGUGAUGACCUAGAUCCCACUGUCUUUGAAAGCCAGCUGACUGACCAGACCGACUCUGAAAUAGAUGCUUCUCCAAUCUUUCUACAAAAAACCCAGACCUCCAUUUUAGGACUUGCCACCAAAAAGCCCUUAGUAACAGGGAAAAGAGCCAGAAAGUCCAUUAAUGACUUGCCUUUGGAUUUGUCCUCGGUUAAGAAGAGAACUAGAAUUGAUGAAAUUGCCAGUAACCUUCAAAGUAAGAUAAGCCAAAGCCAACAGGACAUGAUCAUAAACCUAGAUGACAUGGAUGAUGAAGAUGCAGGAGAAAAUCACACCAGUUCUGAUAAAGAGGGUAGAAACCAUGACAAUAAAAACCCUGUCUUCAAUUAUAACACACAACAGCUUCAUGCAAGAGAAUCAAUGAUCUCUCACGAGGGAGGCAGAAUAGGGAAAAGAAAAAGCAACCCUAAGUCAAAACCUAGAAACCUUCCUAUAUCACUGACUCUCUCAGAUGAUAGUGAAAACAUCUCUGCUGAACCCAGCGACAGUGCUAUUCAAGAGAACGCUGAUUAUUCAGAGGAACCGGGAACUACACGUUUCUACUGUAAACACUGUGAUUACCACAACAAAUCAGCUCGCAGCGUCAGCACCCAUUACCAGAGGAUGCAUCCUUACAUCAAGUUCAGCUUUAAGUACAUCCUGGACCCCGAGGACCAGAGCGCGGUCUUCCGCUGCUUAGAGUGCUACAUCGAAUACACAAAUUACAACGAUCUGCACCAACACUACAUGGAUCACCACCCUGAAGCAAGCAAUGUGCUGAACUUCAACCAACCAAAUCUGGUAUACAUGUGCCGCUUUUGUUCGUACACAAGCCCCAAUGUCAGGAGCCUAAUGCCCCAUUACCAAAGAAUGCACCCUACAGUAAAAAUCAACAAUGCUAUGAUCUUCUCCAGCUAUGUAGUGGAGCAGUCCCAUAAAACGGGUGAAUCACAAACCCUGAGGGAAAUAUUAAACUCUGGCCCCAAGAAUUUGAACUCAGCCACAUCAACCCCCAGGUCAUCCUCCAGCCCAGUGCUGAAAACGGUCUCUAAGACCCCUGAAGCCAGUGCUGAGACAGACCCUCUCAAAGAAUCUGUGGGUAGUAAUGUUGUCGUCUAUGAUUGUGAUGUGUGUUCUUUUGCUAGCCCCAACAUGCACUCUGUUUUGGUCCACUAUCAGAAGAAACACCCAGAGCAAAAGGCGUCUUAUUUCCGUAUACAGAAAACCAUGAAGGUCAUCUCAGUGGAUCAAUCACAGUCUGCUGCAAACUCUUCAUAUAAUCUCAGCAUGGCUACGACUCCAAAACAACCAAGCGCAGAGCUGUAUGGAUCAGAUGAAGAAAUGUACUACUGUAAACAUUGCGUGUACAGCAACAGAUCUGUUGUUGGUGUGUUGGUCCAUUAUCAAAAGAGACACCCAGAAGUAAAAGUGACAGCAAAAUAUAUCAAACAUGGCGCCCCCACCCCCGGUUUGAUGAAAUUAAUGGAUGAAUUGCAAAUUGCGGCUCCCAAACAGUUUUUGAAGCAGUUUCAAAAUAACGGUCACGAUGGAUCUAACAACACAAGCCCUAAACCAGGAAGUGGUGAGAAAGGUGAGGACGAGCUGUUCUUUUGUCAGCAAUGUGAUUAUGGCAACCGCACUGUAAAAGGAGUGCUUAUUCAUUACCAGAAGAAGCAUAGGGAAACCAAGGCCAACGCUGACUUUGUGCGUCGUCACACUGCAGUUGUCCGUAGUCAGCGCGAGCGUGCACAGAUGGUUCAGUCAAGCAGUGUCUCUUCAGCCUUGAUCCCAGCCCCUCCAGACCCUGAAAACACUACGCCCUUGCGCUCCCUGAAGUGCAGACACUGUUCCUACACAUCCCCCUAUAUCUAUGCCCUAAAGAAGCAUCUGAAGAAAGAGCACCCCACUGUAAAAGCCACAGCUAUGACCAUUUUACACUGGGCUUACCAAGAUGGCAUUCUGGAGGCUGGCUACCACUGUGAGUGGUGCAUUUACUCACACGCUGAACCCCAAGGCCUGCUGCUCCAUUACCAAAGACGCCAUCCAGAGCACAAUGUUGAUUACACAUACAUGGCCAGCAAGCUAUGGGCUGGUCCGGAGACCACUCAACAAGGGGGCAAUAUGGAAACUAAACAUUACAAAUGCAGAGACUGUGCCUUUGAGGCCUGUACAAUAUGGGACAUCACUAGUCACUAUCAGGCAGUCCACCCUUGGGUCAUUAAAGGGGAUGAAUCUGUGCUUUUGGAUAUUAUCAAAGGAAAUGGCUCAGCUGAAAAGAUCCACCAGCAGGUUGCCAAAGAACAUGCGUCUCUCGAUUGCCAGCCUGUUGAAGAUGAUGGACCACUGGUCAUUGUCACUACACCUCAAGAAAGCAAUCCCCCUCCUCCACACCCACGCCUUUCCAUCUCUAACAAUCCUUAUCAGUGCACUGUAUGUCUGUCAGAGUACAACAGUCUCCAUGGCCUCCUCACUCACUAUGGAAAGAAGCACCCAGGCAUGAAAGUAAAAGCUGCAGAUUUUGCACAGGAGGCAGACAUCAACCCCAGUUCUGUGUAUAAAUGUCGUCACUGUCCGUAUGUAAACUCCCGAAUCCACGGUGUCCUAACUCACUAUCAAAAGAGACACCCAUUAGUGAAAGUCACUGCAGAAGACUUUGCUGAUGAUAUAGAGCAAAUCCCUGACUUAAAUGAAGGAGAUGACAAGUGCAAAACUCAAAGGCAAGGCUAUGGCGCAUACAGAUGCAAAAUGUGCCCGUACACGCAUGGGACACUGGAGAAACUAAAAAUCCAUUAUGAGAAAUAUCACAAUCAGUCGGCUUCUGAAAUGUUCUCUUCCUCUGUGACAUAUUUCUCUCCUGGUAAAGAAACAGAGCCAGUACCCGAAUGCAGUGCUGGAAAUAUAUCAAGCGCAGCAAAGGUCCAGGAGGUCAGUGAAUUGGACCUUGCCCACUCAGAGUUACCCAUCAAUAAGACAGAGAAACAUGCUAUAUUCAAGUGUCAGCUCUGCAAAUACUUUUGCUCCACCAGGAAAGGCAUUGCUCGUCACUACCGUAUAAAGCACAACAACGUCCGUGCUCAGCCAGAGGGUAAAAACAAUGUCUUCAAAUGUGCUCUGUGUUCUUACACAAAUCCUAUACGCAAAGGUCUGGCAGCACACUACCAGAAGCGGCAUGAUAUUGAUGCCUAUUAUACCCAUUGUCUGGCUGCUUCCAAAACUAUGACCGAAAAGCCUAACAAAGUAAUAGCACCCCUGCCGUCAGAAGGGGACAAUUCAGAAAUGAGUGAAGAGUUGCGUUUGGCUGUGGAGAGACGAAGGUGUUCUCUUUGCGCCUUCCAGGCUUUCAGCAGGAAGAGCAUUGUCUCACACUACAUUAAACGCCACCCCGGUGUCUUCCCCAAGAAGCAGCAUGCCAGCAAGCUUGGCCGCUACUUUACCGUUAUCUAUGCCAAAGAACCUGAGAAGAUUGCUGUCAGUUCAAUAGCAGAGGAUGACAAGGAAAUGCUGGAGGUUCAGCUUGAAACCGAGCAGGACGGAGAGGUCGAAUGGCUGCCUUACAAGUGUCUAAAAUGCUUCCGCUUGUCCUUCAGCACAGGCGAACUGCUUUCUAUGCACUACAACGACCACCACAGUAAUGACUUGAAGAGGGACUUUGUGGUAUCCCCCGAUCACGGGGAUGAGGACUCUGAGUUGUACCAGUGUUCUCACUGUGAGCUGAAGUUCCUGGCUCUCCCGAUUCUGGCCAAACAUCUAUUGAACCACAAUGAGGAGUUUCAGAAGAGGGCCAUGAGGCUGGAGAGGAGGAGGCAGCUGCUCAGCAAACAGAAAGCCGCAGAACUGCCCGAGACCAAACCUGAGAAGGAAAGCCCUGUAAAUAAAGCUCCCAUAGGAUUCAGGUGUAACUUCUGCAUAGAGAUGCACCCCACCCUCCGAGCCAUCUGCAACCACCUUCGGAAGCACGUCCAGUAUGGAGAGGUCAAAGAGGGACAUGUCAAGCAGGAAGUCAGCGAGGUCCCCCUGACCCUGCCUUCAGAGAGCCUGACUAACGGCGACCUCGAGGGGGAUGAAGCAGCUGAGUCUAAAGCCGAUGGCAUCGAGAGACCCGCGGCUACGAUGGUCGGUCAAUCCUUGGUUUCCACAGCUUCUGGUGGUGUUGCCGUUGCCGCUGAGCCACUGCAACCAAAAACGGAUGCUAUUGAAGGAAGGGCAGCAGCCCUCGUGGCUGCAGCGAGGGCCGUGGUGUCAGAGGGCGAACUGAAGCAGCGAUUAGCAGCAGGGGGUCACCCAUGUGCCCAGUGUGACCGAGUCUUUAUGUCCAUGCAGGGACUGAGGUCCCAUGAGAGGAGCCACUCAGCCAUGGCGCUGUUCAGCAGAGAGGACAAAUACAGCUGCCAGUACUGCCAGUUCGUCUCACCGUUCAGACACAAUCUGGACAGACAUGUGCAGUCUCACCACGGACACCACAAGCCCUUCAAGUGCAAACUCUGCCCCUUUAAAUCUGCCUACGUGAGUCGCUUGAAGAGCCACCUGCAUAAGGCACACACAGGUGAGCAGUACACAUACAAGUGCUUGUCGUGCCCCUUCUCCUCAAUGACCAUCAGUCAGCUGAAGGAGCACUCUCUGAGAGACCAUGGUGAGGCCCUGACCCUCCCCAAACUCCGGGCUGCUACCCAGGCUGCUCAUGGCGCCCUUAGGCCCUCACGGCUGGCCAGUAACACAGAGCAGACUCCCUUGGCCCCGGAUGAUCUAUCAUACCUAGAGGAGCCAGCGGAUGUUCGUCAGCAGCUUAGUCAUUACCAGCUAGCCUCCCGCAGUCAAAUGUCUUCCGGCUCAACACCUGGUGGCUCAACAGUGGCUGAUAAUCGACCAGACAGCAUCCUCACUUGUGAGUUCUGUGAGUUCAGCUCUGGAUACAUGCAGAGCCUGCGUCGGCACUACAGGGACCGCCAUGGUGGCAAGAAGCUCUUCAAGUGCAAAGACUGUUCCUUUUUCACCUGCUACAAGAAUACCUUCACCAUGCAUGUGGAGGCCGGUCACAACAACAACAACAACAACAACAACAACAACAACGCACCUGACCACUUCUCUAAAGACCUGCGCUGCCCUCUCUGCCUCUACCACACAAAACACAAGAGCAAUAUGAUUGACCACAUUGUCCUGCACAGAGAGGAGCGCGUGGCUCCGUUGGAGGUCAGCCGCUCCAAGCUGUCGCGCCACCUGCAGGGCCUCAUAUUCCGUUGCCACAAAUGCACCUUCACAUGCUCCAGUGACCAGGCCCUGCAGCUGCACCUGCAGAAGCAUGCUGAGAUCAAACCCUACCAGUGCCAGCUCUGUUAUUACGAUAGCAGUCAAAGGAGCCAGCUAGAGGAGCAUCUGCGCCUUGAGCACAAGGUUAUUCGGAACUUCGAGCUGAUGGGCCGCGUCAACCUGGACCAGCUGGAGAUGAUAAAGGAACAAGGGAGCAGCGCAGAAGAGGAAGAAGAAAGAGAAAUCUUGGAGAUGGUUGAAGAUGGGAAAGAAGUUGCAGAGGAGGAGGAUGAUGAAGAUGAAAUGGAGAUUGUGGAGAACAUAGUGGAGGAACAGAGAGAGAUGGAUGAUGAAGAGAUAGAGGACAACAUCAAAGAGGAAGAGGAGGAGGAGGAAGAUGAAGAGGAAGUCAGGGAGGUGGAGGAGGAAAAGCCUGGCCUACAAGAGGUCCUUGCAUCUCCCACCAGCAGCAGCAGCUCUGCACCGAGCAGCGCAGAGAAGCGUCUUCCCUGUGAGUUCUGUGGCCGCUGCUUUACCAACAGCCUUGAGUGGGAACGUCAUGUCCUUCGACAUGGCAUGAUGGUAAACAACAGUCAGAUGGACACCAGCACCACCUCCGCAAUAGAAGCCUCAGCUUCAUCUUCCUCUGGCUCCGCCUCGGCCUUGAUGGACACAGGAUUGCACCUGUCCAGCAACAAGGAAGGGAACCCCGCUGAUUUGUCACUGAGAAGUCCAAGCCAGUAUGUGGAAGACAAAGAAAUGCUCAACACCAAAAAUGAUCAACAGUUUGGUUGAACUGAUUGUGGCCUCUUGUGCUAGAAACUGAUAACAUUGGGUAGGAUCAACACUGAGUUGGAUCUUUAAAUAGGACUUCAAAGGAAACAAAAAGAUUGAAACUGAAAAAUAAGUGACUUCUUAUGAGUUGGCGCAUUACUAGAUUUUAUGUGUUACAUAUUUAAGUAUUAGAUUGUGCUGCAUAAAAUGGCUGAGGUCUUUAAAUGGGCAGUCCCCUAGGACAGAUCUUAAUAUAUUGGUAACCAAUAGUGAACAGAACUCUUUAUUGCUGACAUUCUGGUCAAAUCUACAGUGAAAGAUCCCACCUAGAUAAAAACUAAGCUAUUUAUAAAGAAUGUUGUCCAAAAUGAUUAACAAAAUUUUGUGUUUUAUUAUUUGAAGCACCUUUUACACUCUCCCAAAAGAGGAGUACUUUAAAUUUACCCAAAAUAAAUAAACAAGAUAUGAAAGCAUUUAAACUGUGGCCCACUGUAGAGCUUUUUCAUUUUAGCCUUGUGUUAAUUGUGUCGAAGUAUUCCUUGAGAAAGAGUCGCACCUUAUCUAUUUUAGUAAAACCACAAAUCAUGUUUUCUUUAUUCGUAGAAAUACUGACAAUUUCCCCCAAUGUUUGUAGCAAAUUGCUAUAUUUUAGGUCCCUUAAUAUUAUACUACGUAUAAGCCUUCAGCCUGUGGCACCCUUUGCAUUUUGACUGUACUAUUUCAUUGUCCAGAUAUUUCACCGAUGAAAUCAUGAAAAUAAUGGCAUUAGUUUAAGUCUCCCAUCCCCGUAACAUAUAAUGGUGUUUGUAGUCCAGGUUAAACAAGAUCACAGUUGACCUAUGCACUCAGCAGAUCAAUAUAACAACAGAGCUAUGUUUAAUGUGUCACGACUGUAUCCAUUUGACAUAGGUAUCUAUUAAUCUGAUCAUAGCAAAGGUUAGCCUGGAACAUAUAACUACAGGUUUUUACAACAGUGGCGUGAUAUUUAUCAUUGUGAUCAAUAAAGAUUACACUUGUCUUUUCGGUGCAAAUUUGACAAUUGGACCUGCCAGAAUCCAGCUCUGCACAUACUGUAUGUGCAUCCCCAAAUGACAAUUUAAUGCAAAGUUUGGAGGAGGCUGACUACCACGGCUGAGUGUUGAAGCCAGUGUGCUAGUGCCUUAAAAUGCAGUUCCUCUAAUGGCCACUAAAUGUCUUUAAUUGCUUUAACCGCACAAUAUGUAAUUUUCUGCCACGAGGGUUCUCUUAAUCAAGAGAUGGAGUUUUGAGUGACGUCAUGAAGUAGCUUGAGGGUGGGAUCAGGGGAGUUGUUGUCUUCACCACACGUCAUUGCAGUCAGCUUCUCCCGGUUAGGAUUUCUUCAGUGUUCAUCGGGUUUUUACCGGGAGCCGAAUUAUCCACAUAGGUAUCCUCCUCUCCAAAACAACGGAGCAGGUGAUUAAAACCAGUAAAAACACUGAAUAAAACAGUUUCACAUCAAAAAUCUGUGUUUUUCUAAAGCUGUUUGCCGACAAAGGACGUCUCGGACUAAAAUCUUUCAUCCGGUUAAGAUAUAUAGUAAAAAAACAACCAAUAUCUAAAAAGUGAAGAGUUAAAAUGUGGUUUAAAACUGGAUAAAAAAAUAUUUUAUGACAGCUUCUGGUAGACAACCACAACACUGCGCAAAUGUAACCUUGAUUAAAAUUACAGAUUUCUCUGGGUUUGAAAAUUGUUGGAAACAUUUAGGAUAAUGUAAGUACACAACUCAACAAAAUAUAUAACAUUGGUCUUGUCAUUUUUAGACAUUUUAAUGGGGAAAAAGUUACAUAUUAUACCUUUUUUUAAAAAGGACAGCUGGUUUGAAGUAACCAGGAAAUCAAUUUACUACAAUAAUUUAUAGCCUCACAAUCUAAUUUCACUUCUUCUAAUGUGUGUCUUAGUGGCAAUUUUCACAGUCAUUGUUUAAGUAAGAGCAGAUUAGAUGAAAUUAGAUUUGACUUUUUUAUUGUAAUUGCAGCAAUUGAGUGAGUACCAGUACAAAGAGAUGUGGUGUAGUGGUAUUUAGCCAUGGCAAUAGCUUUGGUUUAUUUGCCAAGGGAUUGAGAUAUCGGUCUCUGAGAUUUCUGUCGGUCCAAUGAAAGUGGAUGGAAUUUAAUUUGUUAUACUCACAGCAUUAAAGAAAAUGCAGUUUUCAUUGGAACUACUUUCUACUAAAUAAAUAGUCCCUGAAAACUGUUGAUAAUGUGUUCUGAGUGUACUACUACUGUAUAUUAUCUGGAGUGAAAGGAAUAUAAAUUCUGCUGAAUGUUUUUUUUAUGCUGUGAGCAUCACAAAUGAAAUGUCAUGCUAAACUGGGUAUGUGUGGAGCAAUGUUUGCUUGAUUGACAGAUGUCUCUGCCUUUCACAGUCAGCCCUGGUGAUUACCUCAACUCCAUCCAGGUCCCUCCACAUCGCCUAAAUUCAGAUUGUUAGGCUCCAAAUGACUGACAGGCUGGCAUUAAGCAUUAAACUCAAAUCUUGGCUUCAAGACAUCCCUUUAGAAACUUAUGGCUGAUGCCACAGACAUGUUUUCUACAGUCUGUGGUCCAGUGGUGACGCAAUAGACACUGAAAAGACAAGUGUAACCAAGUCGAAAAGUCCUAAAAACCAAUUGUUUCCACAUGUAUAGAGUUUAUUUGCCACUGGGACUAUAUGUUGAACAUUGACUUAUUUUAAAGGUGUCAAAUCGCCCAACUUAAACACCUUUAAAUUAUUUAUUGGCACAACUGUCAUAGCCUGCAUAUGUGUGCUUCUUUUUAGACAAAGUUCUCAUGUUAUUGUUAUUACUGACAAAAGGCAGAGAUUGUAUUUGUUGGAAGUUGCUGCUUGAAUGCCCUAAAGCCUUAUAAGAUAAUAAAUAGCAAUUAUUAAGACACAUUUAUAUUCAAUUCCAAUAAGACCAAUAAGCAACGUUAAACAAUCGGAAAUAAAGUGGCUGAUAACUAAAUUAUAAUGUCGAAUUCAUAAAGGAGCACAAUUAAUGUAUUGUGUUCUUGGUACCAAAACAUUUACCAAGCCUGCUGUGUUGCUGCUGUGAUUGUCUUUCCUGAACAUUGAACCUUUGAUGGAAAUAGGAAAUUUGGGUUUGGAACCCAGGCGAACCACGUUUGCAGCCAUGUAUAGAAAACUAAAUUACUUGUUAAGUGUUUGAACCGUGGUGUUUCAGAAAGGAUACUUUAACCCUUUUUUCCUUUAGGUGUUCUCAUUUAAAAAAAAAAAGAAAAAAAAAAAAAAAGAAAGGGAAAAAAAAAAAAGAAAUCUAAAGAUGAUAGCUAACCCUUAAGGGCUUUUUGAGUCCCCAAUCCAACAUUAUUACGCUGUUGUACAAUGUCUGGUUACAAUGAAAAAUAUCUCCUUUUUGUACUGUAAUGGGAAUGAGCAGAAGAGCAGUGUGGUUGUACAAUAUUUAAACACGUGAAGGAAAAUGAUGCAGUUCUCUACUAAUUUGUGGCCAUGGCUUUUAUUGUGAACAAGAAGAAAAAAAAAAUACCUAAACUGCUUGACCCUUUUCUGGGCUUGGCCACGAUCUGGUUUCCCAGUCGACCCAUAGAUCCCUCUAAAAUCUAGCUGACUCAUGUCCAAUUCAACAUCUGGCACUCCAGUAAGGGCAUCAGCUCACUUGCUCCAAGUAGGCCUAACAGUAGUCUACCCAGUCAACAAGAGGUGGGAAUGUAGCAGCCCCACUAUGCUCCUCAGUCCUUGUAAUACCUUAAAAACCUGUUGAGUUGGUGCUGAAUCUCAAAGCCCUUUUCUGUUUUUCAGGACCAGCUUGUAGCUUUUUGAAAGUAAAACUGUUUGAAAACUGUUGUAGAAAUAAGCUUUGUAGGGCAGCUUGUUGCCCAGCUUGAAAGCCCAGUGCAAACAGAUGAUAAAUUAGGACAAUCUGGGUAAUGAAGCUGUCAACCCAAAAUUGUUUGUUGUUGUGUGAUUAUUUUAAUAGAAAAUGACUAUGAAUCCUUCACUGUGUGCAGUCUCUAGACUGUAAUAUUCCCAGUUUACCCAAAGUUAAGCCUCUGCUGACAACACACUGGAUACUUGUAUAUAUGUUUAGUUUGUUUCCGAUGCAUUUCUCUUUUCAGACUGUUGUCAUAGUUUGACACUAGAAUCUCUCCUUCUUGCCUUUCUUCCCAUAUAAAUCUGAUUACCUGAUGGUGGGUUGUGAUGUUGCCUAGAAUGAUUGUUUACAAUUUUAUUCCAUUUAUCUCUGGAUAUUCUGUAAAUAUUGUAAUUCAUUGUCUUUUUUUAACUUGAUAAUAAAGUUAUCAGAUAACGGUUAA
Molecule: messenger RNA, 12530 nt
Organism: Sander lucioperca (pikeperch)
Lineage: Eukaryota; Metazoa; Chordata; Actinopteri; Perciformes; Percidae
Gene: znf462
Product: zinc finger protein 462
Exons: 14
Coding region: 631-8256 (2541 amino acids)
Biological process (GO): regulation of gene expression
Cellular component (GO): nucleus
Source: RefSeq, a predicted model, not a curated record